Messenger RNA from Gasterosteus aculeatus aculeatus (three-spined stickleback), 1111 nucleotides. RefSeq names its product coenzyme Q7 homolog, ubiquinone (yeast) (gene coq7). NCBI's taxonomy places the organism in Eukaryota, Metazoa, Chordata, Actinopteri, Perciformes, Gasterosteidae. Gene Ontology annotation, molecular function: 3-demethoxyubiquinol 3-hydroxylase activity. Gene Ontology annotation, cellular component: nucleus; mitochondrial inner membrane. Gene Ontology annotation, biological process: regulation of reactive oxygen species metabolic process; regulation of gene expression; determination of adult lifespan. The record is from RefSeq and is a predicted model, not a curated record.
GCUACGUCAUACGGCCGCGCCGCGUCCGCCUUUCCAGAAUUUCCAAUGACACUUUGCACACAUUUCUUGUAGUUUUUCGUUCGAUACGCCGGGUUGUCAGACUCGGAGGUGACCGCCAUGCACGGAGCCCUGCGCGCGGCUCUGCGGGACUGGUCCACCGCCGCCGGCUCGACGACCAUUCGCCAGUGUUUAAAAAGCAGAGUGCCCCUGCAGCGCAGCUCACGUGUUUACAGCGUCGUCCCGACCCCGCGCGACAGCGAGGAGAAGGACAUGUUGGACCGCAUUCUGCGCGUGGACCACGCCGGGGAGUACGGGGCCAAUCGCAUCUACGCCGGCCAGAUGGCAGUGUUGGGACGAUCUAGUAUCGGGCCUCUGAUCCAGGAAAUGUGGGAUCAAGAAAAGAAACACUUAAAGAAAUUCAAUGAGAUUCUGGCUGAAAACCGAGUUCGUCCCACUGCCCUUUUACCCCUUUGGAAUAUUGCUGGAUUUGUAUUAGGUGCGUCCAGUGCACUACUGGGCAAAGAGGGGGCCAUGGCCUGCACUGUGGCGGUGGAGGAGAGUAUUUCGGAGCACUACAACAGCCAGAUAAGAGCUCUGAUGGAGAAGGACCCUGAGAGAUACACUGAACUGUUACAAGUUAUAAAGGAAUUCCGGGACGAUGAGAUGGAGCAUCAUGAUACAGGAUUGGAGCACGAUGCUGAAAAAGUUCCUGGAUACUGGCUUCUAAAAAAUGCCAUACAGCUUGGCUGCAAAGUGGCAAUAUCUGUUUCUCAGCGUGUCUAACAUAAUAUUUUAAACAUCUGUUUUUUUUGUCCAACAUUUGUUUGAUUUGUUUGGCUCAGUUUGUUUAAAAUAAUCUAAAUGUCAAUUUGAAUCCAGCUACAUUGUAAAUUAAACACUUAUCAAGUAUUGUAUAAAAACAUUCAUAAGAAAAGAUUGUACUGCCCUGUACAGUGUAUAAUACACACAGUUUAAGUCAGAGGGGUUAAUGCUGCUUAAUGUAUGUCCUCUGUCACUUUUUGUCACAAUGCUUCCGUUGAGGUGCAGUUUGCCUGAUCAGUAAUGUUGGUGAUAAAAAUAAAAAACACUUUUGCACUUGUGAUUCAACUAA